Chiloscyllium plagiosum (whitespotted bambooshark) is the source of this 3560-nucleotide messenger RNA. The record is from RefSeq and is a predicted model, not a curated record. NCBI's taxonomy places the organism in Eukaryota, Metazoa, Chordata, Chondrichthyes, Orectolobiformes, Hemiscylliidae.
ACUGAUGCACCCAGGAUUUUCGCUUCUCUGGUAACAUUUCUGAGUUAUUUUCGCCAUUUUUUUUAGACUGACGCUGCUAUUUUGCUACUUUGUGUGAGUAUCGUUGUCUGUUGUACCGUUCCAGUCAUUUUCAGAUAACGUUUGAAUUGUAAGUUUAUCUUUCCCCAACAGUGUCUGGAAUGAAGAACGCGGUGUGCAAAGGAACGUUCACUCUAAGCUGCUAUUUCCUGUCCUGAUGCGUACUUUAAACGUUGGUCUAAAUGUAUCAAUGCUGAGAGAAACAUUAUUGCAAAACUGACAUUCACAUCCUCCCUUAAUCAAAACAGCCUCUCUAUCAUUUAAGCUCAGUUUGUAACACUUCAAUGAAGCCUUAAACCGAAACCACCUCCAGUGGUUAAACUGGACUUUAAAGAUCUGAAGCAGUGGACUCCAGUUUCUUCGACAAUCCCUCUUUAAAAAAUUGUGCUAUUUGAUUUUUUCUGGUAACUAGUAAUGGUGAAUACAGAGCAAAGCGACAAAGGGCAGGUGUUCAAAUCAGACAGUAGUUCUAGUGAUGGCUUCCAAGAGAGUUCACGCAGUUCAACACCUGGCCCUGAUUCUGACCGACUCCAUGAAAAGAUGCGUCGACGUAUUGAAUCAGGGGACAAGUGGUUCUCCUUGGAGUUCUUCCCUCCUCGAACUUCAAGUGGUGCUGUUAAUCUGAUCUCCAGGUUUGACCAUAUGGCUGUUGGUGGACCACUCUUCAUUGAUAUAACUUGGCAUCCUGCUGGGGACCCAGGCUCUGACAAGGAGACUUCCUCUAUGAUGAUAGCUAGUACAGCAGUAAAUUACUGUGGACUGGAGACAUUGUUGCAUAUAACCUGUUGUAAUCAAACCAAGGAUGAGCUCUCACGGCACCUACACAAGGCUCGUAAUUUGGGUCUGAAGAAUAUACUCGCGCUCCGUGGUGAUCCCAUGGGUGAUGAGUGGAAGGUUGAAGAAAAAGGAUUCAAUUAUGCUAGUGAUUUGGUCAAGCAUAUACGCUCUGAGUUCCAAGAUUACUUUGAUAUCUGUGUUGCUGGUUACCCAACAGGGCACCCAGAAUGCGACAGUUACAAGGAGGACCUCAGACACCUGAAGGCAAAGGUAGAUGCUGGUGCAGACUUUGUCAUCUCGCAACUCUUCUUCAAACCUGAAACCUUCAUUACAUUUUUCAAGGACUGUCGUGCAAUUGGAAUUACUUGUCCUAUUCUGCCAGGAAUCUUCCCCAUUCAGGGGUAUCACUCAUUACGACAGCUGGUCAAGCUCUCCAAGCUACAGGUACCUCAGGAAAUCAAAGAUGUAAUUGAACCAAUCAAAGAUAAUGACGCUGCCAUUAGGAAUUAUGGUAUUGACUUGGCCACUGACAUGUGCAAGGUUCUGUUGGAAUCAGGAUUGGUGCCAGGGCUUCAUUUCUACACCUUGAACCGAGAGGUGGCAACUGUGGAGAUUCUGAAACGACUGAGGUUAUGGACUGAGGACCCUAGGCGAGCCUUGCCAUGGACCACCAGUGCCAAUCCAAAGCGAAAGGUUGAGGAUGUUCGUCCAAUAUUCUGGGCUUCAAGGCAGAAGAGUUAUAUCUACAGAACGCAGGAUUGGGAUGAAUUUCCCAAUGGAAGAUGGGGGAACUCAUCAUCUCCUGCAUUUGGUGAGCUGAACGAUUAUUAUCUCUUCUAUCUGAAGAAUAAUUAUUCCAAAGACCAGCUGCUGAAGAUGUGGGGGGAGGAGCUAGUAGAUGAGAAAAGUAUCUUUGAUGUUUUCACAGCAUAUAUCUCUGGUGAAUCCAACAGCCAUGGCGAAAAGGUGACCUGUUUGCCCUGGAAUGAUGAACCUUUGGCACUAGAAACAUCUCUGAUGAAAAAAGAACUGGAGAAAGUGAAUCGAUUGGGAAUUCUCACAAUAAACUCCCAGCCUAACAUCAAUGCUCGACCAUCAACCGACCCCAUUGUGGGUUGGGGACCAGAGGGAGGCUUUGUUUUUCAGAAGGCUUACCUUGAGUUUUUUACCUCCUCUGAAAACGUACCUACUUUACUUAAAGUUCUCAAGAAUUACAAAACACGAGUGAACUACCAGAUUGUAAAUGUGAAGGGUGAGAAUAUAAAUAAUGCCUUCGAUCUGCAGCCAAUUGCAGUUACAUGGGGUAUUUUCCCUGGACGUGAGAUAAUUCAACCAACAGUGGUUGAUCCCGUCAGCUUCAUGUACUGGAAGGAUGAAGCCUUUGCCCUGUGGAUUGAACGAUGGGCCAAAUUGUACCCAGCAGGAUCUCCGUCACGACAGAUAGUUCAGGACAUCCAUGACAACUAUUACUUGGUCAAUCUCGUGGAUAAUGACUUUCCAUUUGAAAACUGUCUGUGGCAGGUUAUUGAUGAUCUCUUCAUGUUAAAAGCAUCUGAAAACACUUGUGCAUCAAUGACUUGUGAUGUCACUGUCAGACCAUGAAAUUACGUUGUACAGGACAACCAACUGACAACUAGACUUUGUAUAGGGAGACUACCUCACAAUCUCCCAUGUACAAGCUAGAAUCUUUGUUCUGCUGGAAUGGACUUUUACUGUAGCAUUUGACUCUAUUUGCUGUAAUUGUUCGUAACUUUGCACUGUGAUGUUGCAAUAUUUUCACAGCUCUUUGAUUGCAAGCACUAGGCUGAGUGAGGUCAUGGUUAAGGUUUAUGUGGAGAUUCUGUUUCGCAUUUCUCUGCAUUCCUCUGGUUGAGGGCAUAGUCUGAAUCUGAAAAAUAUCAAAUGCAUGUUAUUCAUGUAGAGAUGAUAGUGAAUCAUACCAGGACCAGAUAGAGAAAGGGGAGUCACAUCUGAAACUCACUUUCUUUACUCAAUGUCCAGAAGUGUGCUGUCCAACAUACAGUGGACUAACCAGGUCAGGAAUAGCGUGUAUCGUCCCAGUAUGCACCUGGCAUCUACUCUACUAGGCGGUCACUGAGAUACUAAGCUUCAUAAGAAAUUAUUUCACUCCCAAGGCAAAAGGGAUCAGGAAUGAACAGCUGACAUAAGCAGCUGGGGCAUGUUUCCUGGAUAAUGGAAUGAUGUUUGCCAAUCCUGGGCCACCUCCAGUCAUCACAUCAACUGAAUCUGAUUUGAUGCUGAUAUCUCAUCAUCAAAGGCGGUGUCUGGGAUGAGCAGCAAAGUGGCUUAAACUUUUAUAUAGUUUAAAAUUUGCACAGUCUGCAGAACAACUGGCUAUAGUUGUAAUUCUGACUCCUGUUUUCAAACUCUUUGAAACGGGGUAGAACUAGUAAACUAUAUGUUUAUCUUGUUUUGCAGGAAUAAUGUAUUGAUUUUGUAUAUAUCUAUUUGUUUAAAUAGCACUCCAAACCCUGAUUUAAGCUAAGUUUAGGAAUCAGUCUUAGCAGAAGUUAACACUAAGAUUGAGCUGCCAAAUUCAGUAUUGUUGCAAAUAAACAUAUUGCUGGAAGCUAAGACUCAGUAAAGAUCUAUUGUGAUAAUUGACAAAAAUAUGACCAUAAGAUUAUGCUGUGACAAUGGAAAUAGUGAGCAGCUCUGGGAAUUGCAGGGCAUGGCCUCUUGGA